UUAUCUCCCCCAGCUCCAUUUAUUUGGUUAAUACAACAAAUAUACAGUAGUUACCACCUUACCACCGCCACCCAUAAGAUUUAAUUUCGCAUAAAUACAAACAAAAAAUCUGUUACUGUUUGCGCUUCGAACGUGCGGUCGUUAUUAACAAUUAGUUUAAUUGUAGCAGUGCUGGGGGUGGCUAGUGUUUCACUUUAAAAAUAUGUUCCUUGAAUAAAAGCACGCCGGGUAUUUGUUGUGACGUUUUCGUAAAUGUUUGGAUUGUCUGAUCGAACACAGACUUGUGGAUUUAAAAUAAAUCGAUUAUUUUCCUCUUAAAACAGACUCUAGUUAGUUUGUUGUAUAGUUACAAAGCUGAAAAGAUUUAUACCGGGCAUAAAAGCGCGCCGUUUGUUUGAUGAAAAUAUGAUCACUUAUUUUGUUUGUCUGUUGAUUGUUUUCGGGCGAGCGAGUGCCGUCGAGACCAGUGCUAUUUAUGACGACAGCAACUUCUCGCCAGACACCUCACCGGAAAAAGAGUUUCUCAGAUAUAAAUUUGGGUCCGAUGUUGUUAUGAAAUGCAAUCAUCACCACAUUUACGCCAAAGAGGAAGACAUCACGUGGGAAUUUAAGCACUGUCUCUACAAAGGGGUGCACUGCGAGGGCAGCGAGUGGAAGAAGCUGGACUACAACAGGCGCAAGAAAAAAUUGAGAAUAAACAACGCAACGGACGAAAACGUCGGUAUUUACAGAUGUCUCCACAGCAAUUCGGUCCUGAAACAGUUCACUCUGGACGUCGUAACGACGCGCUACAGUGGGCCCCCGCCUGAAGUCGUCUCGCUGAGGUCGUCCUCAGACUCCGCAGUUCUGCCCAACACCCCCUUGGCGAUCCAGUGCAAGGUUUCGAGUGUUUCGCCCCCCGUUAUCCGGUGGUUCAAGGAGGGCAGUGACCAGAAUUGUGAAGUGAAGUACGACGAUCAUUUCUACUGCCCCAUCCCGUCCUCGAACGACGUGUUUCACAUGAGUGGCGACAAGUAUCUCAGCAAAUUGAACAUUUACAGUUUGCAUAACAUCAACAGCGGGACGUAUGUUUGUCUGGUGUUGUCCGAGUUCGGCAACGACUUUAAGAACAUCACCAUUGAGGUUGAGGGGGGCGAGGCCGUGGAGGAGUCGCGGAUAGUGUUCUGGUGGCUGUUUCUGAUCCCCGUUUCUCUAGUGCUUGUGCCUGUGGGGAUUUGGUUGUGCUUUUACAGGAGGAAGUCGAAUCGUCGUCGUUUGAACGAGCAGCAAACGAAACUGAUUAAGCCCGUCGUUAACGUCGAGGUUGUCUGAUUAUCUCAUUGAUUUGUGAUAUUGUAACGAAAAUAAAAGUUUGUUUUGAA
Molecule: messenger RNA, 1361 nt
Organism: Tribolium castaneum (red flour beetle)
Lineage: Eukaryota; Metazoa; Arthropoda; Insecta; Coleoptera; Tenebrionidae
Exons: 4
Coding region: 406-1311 (301 amino acids)
Biological process (GO): homophilic cell-cell adhesion
Cellular component (GO): plasma membrane
Source: RefSeq, a predicted model, not a curated record